Molecule: messenger RNA, 1110 nt
Organism: Racocetra fulgida
Lineage: Eukaryota; Fungi; Glomeromycota; Glomeromycetes; Diversisporales; Gigasporaceae
Source: the annotation of a GenBank genome assembly
GAUAUCCUGUAUAAUUCUCAGAACAGUAUACCACCUGGAGGUAAAAUUGGCAUCAUUACUUUCGACAAAGAUAUUCAUUUUUAUAAUUUGCAGCUGGAACAGGCGCAAAUGUUGGUUGUAUCUGAUAUUAAUGAUGUCUUUGUCCCGCUUAGUUCGGGGCUUUUGGUUGAUCCAACGCAAUCCAGACUCGUAAUUGAAGGUCUCUUAGAUUCUUUACCAGCAAUGUUCGCUGAAAAUAAGAUUAUAGAACCUGUAUUGGGUGCUGUAGUUAAGGCAGUUCACAUGGCUUUGAAUGAAACUGGUGGUAAACUCUUAAUAUUUCAAACAGCACUUCCAACACUCGGACCAGGGUCUAUAAGGCACCGCGAAGAUUCAAAGCUUUAUAAUACUGAUAAAGAAAAGACACUAUUUGGUCCACAGGAUAAUUAUUAUAAGACAUUAGCAGUCAAUUGUGUGGAUUCUGGAAUUUGUAUCGAUUUAUUUCUAUUUCCCAAUACGUAUAUUGAUGUUGCAACUAUAGGUGAGACUUACUUUUAUCCCAACUUUGAUGCUCAAAGAGAUGGGGAAAAAUUCGUUCAUGAGUUGAAACAGAACUUCUCCAGAGAAUUCGGAUAUAACGCGCUUAUGAGAAUUCGAUGUUCUAAUGGUCUCAAAGUUGCUGAUCAUUUCGGCAAUUUUAACAUGCGAAAUACGACUGAUCUUGAGCUUGCGGGUAUUGAUAGUGACAAAGCAUUUGGUGCCCUGCUUAAAUAUGACGGCAAACUAGACGAAAAAACAGACGCGUAUAUUCAAUGUGCUCUUUUAUAUACGACAUCGUCGGGACAACCUCUUCGGGGUGGUAAGAAAUGCAAUUUUCAACUUCGUUAUGUACUUGUCUUGCUCAUUUACAAAAAAUUGAUAAAUGUGAGAAUUGUAGGUGCUAACCUUACAAGUGAUGUCCGAGUACAUUGCAUGCGUUUAAUAAAGAGUAUUGGUGUAUCGGAAAGUAUCGCACUGUUUUAUCCGCGACUUUUUCCCGUUCAUAAUCUUUCUGAUCAGCGUCCUUCCUGUCUUCGAAAAUCAGACAUCGGUGCAAAUACGUUCUAUCAUAGCACAUUUACAGUCGCAGAG